Schistocerca nitens (vagrant locust) is the source of this 1713-nucleotide messenger RNA. Its product is annotated as aminopeptidase N-like. Gene Ontology annotation, biological process: proteolysis; peptide catabolic process. The coding region runs from base 1 to 1713 and encodes 570 amino acids. Gene Ontology annotation, molecular function: metalloaminopeptidase activity; peptide binding; zinc ion binding. Lineage: Eukaryota; Metazoa; Arthropoda; Insecta; Orthoptera; Acrididae. The transcript is spliced from 9 exons. The record is from RefSeq and is a predicted model, not a curated record. Gene Ontology annotation, cellular component: cytoplasm.
AUGAGGGUUGUGUGGUGUUUGGUGGCCCUGGCGCAGCUGGUGAAGGUGGUGACCCACGGACAAGACGACCGCCUGCCGGGGGAGAGCCGACCCAGUUCCCAGAGGGUCGACAUCACGGUCUACCAGGACAACGAGGGGGAGCGCAGCUUCACCUUCGAGGGCCAGAGGAGCGUGACGGUAGAGGUGGUGCGUGACACGUCGCAGCUGGUGCUGCACGCCGCAGUCAGCAUCUCCUCCCUCACAGUUCGGUACCAAGGCGGCGGCGUCAUCGCCUCCAGCUACGAGCAGCCUCAAGACGGCUGGGACUUCUUGGUGGUGUCGCUACAAGAGCAGGUAGCAGAGGGCUGCCUUUUGGUGCUGGAUAUCGUCUUCUGUGCCAACAUCGGCGACAGGGAGCCCGGCUCUUCUCGCUAUGACUAUCAAGGGCGGGACGGGCAGGCAUUGGACGCUGAGGGUUUCCGUGGCUACUACUUCGAACAGACGCCCCCGAUCAGCGCCUACCAGAUGUCCUGGGUACUGCACGAUAUGGUUGGUAGGGUGCCGUCUGGGGACGUCAGCACUGCCGUCUGGCAAGUGACCUCCAGAAGCGACCAGAACGGUUACGCGAGCUACACGGGACCUCCUUCUGUGGAAGCUAUGGAGCAGCUGCUGGGCGUGCCCCUUUCAUAUUAUGAUACCAACGAGAUGGAUCAUAUGGCCGUACGUGGAUAUAUAGAGGAAAGCGUGAGCGGUUUGGGUAUCAUCACAUACACGGAGAGCAGUGUGCUGGUGGACGACGACUACACAUCGGAGGCGACCAAGGAGCGAGUGCUGGGCGUAAUCCAAUGCGAGGCGGCCCACCAGUGGUUCGGGGGCCUGGUCAGCCCCAGCUGGUGGAACGACCUCUGGCUGACCGAGGGCUUCACCUCCUACUUCCAGUGGAUCGCCGUGGCUCUGGUGCCGCCCUCGUGGCAGCUGCGAGAGGUAUUCGUAGUGAACACGGUGCUGCAGGCCGCCAUGCUAGCAGACGUCGCCCCCGGUAGCUACCCACUCUCCAAGGGCCCCAACAUCUCUGCUCGGCAGGCCUUUGACGAGUACUUCUAUGAAAAAGAUGAGAUUCAGUCUAACAUAUACAUGGACGUGUGGGAGGAUCUGCUGUUGGCGGCCCUGGACUCAGAGUCACCCGCAUCUUCCCUGCCAGAGGGCGGCUCCCUGUCCUCUGUGGUGCAGCCGUGGCUACAGCAGAGCGGCUUCCCGCUCAUCUCCGUCUCCAGGAACUACUCGGACGGGUCAGCUGUCAUAUCACAGUCACCAUACCUGACACAAGUGGACGCCGUGUGGCCAGUGCCCAUCAGCUACACGUCCCGCUCUGAGGCCAACUACUCAGCGACUGCCCCACGGCUCUGGCUGCUGGACUCUGAGCUGGUGGUGCCAGCUGUAGCCCAGCCAGAUGACUGGCUACUCCUCAACAUGAACGUGACUGUGGAAGGGGAGGUGAAAAUUAUUGAUGUGGUAGAAUGGGCCAUGUUGGUGGUGAGUAAGUGGGAGGUAAAGAUGGCGAUGGUGGUGACAGCGGCAGCAGUGUUGAUGGUGGCAGGGGCGAGAAAAGGCGGCGGCAACAAUGACAGCAGCAAUGGUGGUAGCAGCAGUGGAGACAAGGUAGCCCUCAGUGAGGGGAGGGGGGGUAUGACAGUUCGACCAAGGCGAGAUGGCAGUCCUUCUAGCAAGUGGUGA